GUGGUGUGUCUAGAAUGAAUAAAAUAAUAAUUAAAAUAAAUGCCCACGCUUCUUGUUUACCCACUCUAUGUCUCCCUUGGUAUUUUGCAGGGACCUUGGCGGCUGGAGAACACACUUUCCCCUUUCAGUUUCUGCUUCCAGCUUCAGCUCCGACGUCCUUCGAAGGGCCCUUUGGAAAAGUCUUGCAUCAGAUUAAAGCCGUGAUUGAGACGCCCCGUUUUUCCAAGGACCACAAGUGCAACAAGAUCUUCUACGUCCUUUGCCCUCUCAACCUCAAUGACAUCCCUGAAAUUGAGCAGCCCAACACAACAUCCAUCACCAAGAAGUUCAACUACAAGCUUGUGAAAACCGGCAACGUGGUCUUAACAGCCACCACUGACCUCAAGGGCUAUGUCGUGGGGCAGGCCAUUCAGUUGCGGACGGACAUUGAGAACAAAUCUGGCCGGGACACCAGCACCAUUGUGGCAAGUCUUAUCCAGAAAGUCGCCUACAAAUCCAAGCGGUGGAUUUACGACUUGAGGACCAUCGCCGAAGUGGAAGGCUCGGCUGUGAAGGCAUGGAAGCGAGCCGACUGGAGAGAGCAAAUCUUGGUGCCGGCCCUACCUCAAUCCAUCUUGCAAGGCUGCAGCCUCAUCCAUAUUGACUACUACAUCCAGGUUUCUCUCAAGUCUCCCGAGGUUUCUGUCGCUCUCCCUAUUUACAUCGGCAACAUCCCUGUGAACAGGAUCCCUCUUAGCCCGGCCCGGUCAGUCCCGCACAUCCCAUCGCCUGUGGUCCCGAGCGCUCCCCCUGAAGAUGAAGAGGCUGCCUCCGGCUACCCUCACCCUAUGGACAACGUGUGCGAACAUUCGUAA
Messenger RNA from Sceloporus undulatus (fence lizard), 854 nucleotides. RefSeq names its product arrestin domain-containing protein 1-like. Gene Ontology annotation, biological process: protein transport. NCBI's taxonomy places the organism in Eukaryota, Metazoa, Chordata, Lepidosauria, Squamata, Phrynosomatidae. Gene Ontology annotation, molecular function: ubiquitin-like ligase-substrate adaptor activity; ubiquitin protein ligase binding. Gene Ontology annotation, cellular component: cytoplasm. The record is from RefSeq and is a predicted model, not a curated record. The transcript is spliced from 5 exons. The coding region runs from base 15 to 854 and encodes 279 amino acids.